This is a messenger RNA of Cuculus canorus (common cuckoo), 8238 nucleotides long. RefSeq names its product potassium voltage-gated channel subfamily C member 4 (gene KCNC4). Gene Ontology annotation, biological process: potassium ion transmembrane transport; protein homooligomerization. Bases 578 to 2488 code for a protein of 636 amino acids. Gene Ontology annotation, cellular component: axon; neuronal cell body membrane; dendrite membrane. The transcript is spliced from 6 exons. Gene Ontology annotation, molecular function: protein binding; delayed rectifier potassium channel activity. Lineage: Eukaryota; Metazoa; Chordata; Aves; Cuculiformes; Cuculidae. The record is from RefSeq and is a predicted model, not a curated record.
GAAGCAUCCCCCACUCACUGUCCCCUCGCCCUCUACACUUUAUCCAAUCGCUGUCCCCAGGAAGAAGGCUGUACCGGGCUUGGAUCCCACCUCUCACCGCAAAGCACCUGCCUGCACCCCCACCCCAGCACCAGCGACGCCAGUGCAGGAGGAACCAGUGCUGGAGCCAAAGGAGGACAGAGAGGUGCUCAGGGAGGGCGGUGGGAGAGGAGGAGGUCUGCCUGCAGCCACACAGCUCCCCACCAGCCAUGGCCCGCGCUCGGGGUCGGUCUCUGCUCACCCCUCGGUGAGUGAGGGAUUGCGAGUCAGGGAGGGAUGGGAUCUGCUCGAGCCUCUGCCAAGAGCUGGCUCCAGAUCUGCAGGCAGCUUCUGGGCUGCAUUUUCCCUGUGGCGCGAAGCAGAGCUGGAGUGUCCGGGGUUCACUCCUCACUGACACUGAACCGCCUGAGACCAUCACCUUCGCCUCUGGCUCCGCAGGGAGUCCCAUCUCUGUCCCCCUCUCCCACCGCCGCUGACCCCCAGCUCCUCGCCCGGAGGAAGGGUGCGCGUCGUGUACAUCUCCCAUCCACCAAAAUCUAUGAUCAGCUCGGUGUGUGUCUCCUCCUACCGUGGACGCAAGUCUGGGAACAAACCACCCUCCAAAACAUGCCUGAAGGAAGAGAUGGGCAAAGGGGAAGAGUCGGACAAGAUCACCAUCAACGUAGGUGGUACCCGGCAUGAGACCUACAAAAGCACCCUACGGACUUUGCCGGGCACGCGCCUGGCCUGGCUCGCCGACCCUGACGCCCAGAGCAACUUUGACUUUGAUGGGAAAAGCAAUGAGUUCUUCUUCGACCGUCACCCCGGGAUCUUCUCCUACGUGCUCAACUACUACCGUACAGGCAAGCUGCACUGCCCCGCGGACAUCUGCGGACCCCUCUUCGAGGAGGAGCUGACCUACUGGGGCAUCGAUGAGACCGAUGUGGAGCCCUGUUGCUGGAUGACCUACCGCCAGCAUCGUGAUGCCGAAGAAGCCCUGGACAUCUUUGAGAGUCCUGAGCCUGGUGGAGGGGCCGGUGGAGAGGAGCCUGAAGAGGAAGGGGGUAGGGAGAUGGCCCUUCAACGUCUGGGCAUGGAUGACAGGCCGCCGGGGGCAGUGGGGGCUACCGGAGGGGGUGGCUGCUGUCGGAAUUGGCAGCCCAGGAUGUGGGCACUCUUUGAGGAUCCCUACUCAUCCAAGGCGGCAAGGGUAGUUGCAUUUGCCUCACUUUUCUUCAUCCUGGUCUCCAUCACGACCUUCUGCCUGGAGACGCACGAGGCCUUCAACAUCAAUGUCAAUGUGACCGAGACCCUUGUGGUUGGCAACACUACAACAAUCCUGCUGACGCAUAAAGUGGAGACAGAGCCCAUCCUCACCUACAUCGAAGGUGUCUGCGUCCUGUGGUUCACCCUCGAGUUCCUGGUUCGCAUCAUCUGCUGUCCAGAUAAGCUUCUCUUCAUUAAAAACCUGCUUAACAUCAUUGACUUUGUGGCCAUCUUGCCCUUCUACCUGGAGGUAGGUCUCAGUGGCCUGUCAUCCAAAGCUGCCCGGGACGUGCUGGGCUUCCUACGGGUGGUCCGUUUCGUCCGGAUCCUCCGGAUCUUCAAGCUGACACGGCACUUUGUGGGUCUCCGGGUGCUGGGCCAUACGCUCCGGGCUAGCACCAAUGAAUUCCUGCUCCUCAUCAUCUUCCUUGCGUUGGGGGUCUUGAUUUUUGCCACUAUGAUCUACUACGCUGAGCGGAUUGGAGCCAAGACAUCUGACCCCCGUGGGAGCGACCAUACUCAUUUUAAGAACAUCCCCAUCGGCUUCUGGUGGGCUGUGGUCACAAUGACGACCUUGGGCUACGGCGACAUGUACCCCAAGACCUGGUCAGGCAUGGUGGUGGGGGCUCUCUGCGCGUUGGCUGGGGUGCUCACUAUCGCCAUGCCCGUGCCUGUUAUCGUCAAUAACUUUGGGAUGUACUAUUCGUUGGCCAUGGCCAAGCAGAAGCUGCCAAAGAAGAAGAAAAAGCAUAUACCCCGCCCGGCCCCGCUGGACUCCCCUACCUACUGCAAAUCUGAGGAAAACUCCCCCCGUAACAGCACCCAGAACGACACUUGCCCAUUGGCAGUGGAGGAGGGGGUGGCUGAGCGGAAACGGUCAGACUCUAAACAGAAUGGUGAGGCCAACGUGGUGCUGUCGGAUGAGGAACAGCCACUGUCACCAGCGGAUGAGGAGAAGCGGCCCAUGCGGCGCUCCAGCACCCGGGAUAAGAACAAGAAAUCCUCCACGUGCUUCCUGCUGGCCACGGGUGACUUCUCUUGUGCAGCGGAUGGAGGCAUCCAGAAAGGCUAUGGAAAAUCCCGAAGCCUAAGCAGCAUAGAUGGUGUGGCAGGAUCUACGGUGGGCUUGGCUCCCCUCACGUCCCGCUGCAGCUCUCCCUGUCCUCUGCAGCGUCCCUGCUCUCCUGUCCCCUCCAUCCUCUAAAAUGCUGCCUGGAUCCCGCUGUGUUGUGUCGUGUCGCUCUGUACCCCCUUCUCUGUGAUGCCGUGUCUCUGUGGCCAUGCCUGUGCCCAGACGAGACCGAGCUGGGACAUCUCCAUCCCUGAGAAACAGGUUUUGAUCUUCUCCAGCCCAGCGCUGCUGCCGUGCUCCCCUUGCCUGUUUUGCAGGACACGUAAUGUCUCCAUUGAACUUGUCUUGCGUCCAUGUGUUUGGCACAGUCCCUGGAGUGGGUUGAGGGUUUGCUCAGUGGUUUUUUUUUUCCCCCCUCCUUGAAACCUUAUUCAUCCGAAAUAAAUCAGGCCAACCUCUGUGAUUCCCUCUGCUGUCGAGCCCUCCUUCCCGUGGACCAUUUGCACUUGGGCAAAGGGUGGUGGAAACAAGGAGGACGUGUUGACUCAUAAAAUUAUAGAUCAUUGUGCUGGAAGUGGCUGAGUUCAUAUAAUUUUAGGUCUUUUUUUUAAAAAAAAAAGAAAAUCAGCCUCAAGUUUCUGGAGGCAGCUGAUGAAUAAACCUCUAUUCCUUGCCCAGCAGCAGUUCCUCUCUGUUUGUUUGUGCCUUUUUCUGCCUAAAUCACACUCGUUUCCUCUCCGUUUUCGUCUAUGUCUCCAUCCAACCUCAGGGAUGAUCCUGGGGUGGCAGGUGGCUUUGGCAGCUUCCAAAACCCACCCCGAGGUGGUGGUUUUCUUGGAGGUGGGUUCUGGGUAUGGGGAGCACGUGGAGGCUGAGAUAAAGGAUUGACAAAAUCUAUGGAUGGAUGCUCCCAUGAAGAGCUGGAAGGUGAUGGGGAGAGGAAUAUUGAUCCCUGGGAGCAGUUGGGAAAGCUGCUGCUGCUGUUGAAUAGUGGGGAAAUGAGAGAUUUGAGACAAAAUGAUGCUUAAAUGGAUGGGAGGAUGAAUCCUCUCUUGAGACGGAUGCAGGAUGAUGAGGCACAGCAUCCCCAUAGGGAGGGAAGCUGAGUUUGAACCAGGUCCUCCCCAGCCUUGUAAGGAUGAGGUUGGAGUGCCCAGCUCCCGCACUGCUGGUAUUUGAUCGCAUAUGUUAGUUUUUGGGGUGAUUUUGAAUGAUCUUGGGUGUCUUCCUGAACUAAACCUAAACAUUUAGUCUCCUGACUUCUGCCUCAGAUCUAUCUCCGUUGCUCUGCCUCUGCCUCUCUGGAGGUGUCUGGGCCGUGGGUUGCUGAAAGGGGUUGGUUUAGUGGCUGCAGCCCUGGUCUCCACUCUCACCCCGGUACCAGAGGGUUUGAGGGCAGGAGAUGAACACCUCCUAGACUCAGUGCUGGACCUGGAAUUUCUCCAGAUUUGGGGAGAAAUAAGGAUAAACCCCAUCCGUCUUUCACCUAGGAUGCCUCGUAGUAGUUUAUUGGUGAUUCACCCCUUACUAGCAGCACCCGAGUUUACCCUGUACUGUCGGUGUAGCUGCAUUCCUUGAGUUUCCCUAAUUAAAGUGUAUUCCCACACCAAAUGCUCAGGGUAACUCGACAGAUUAGUGAAUCACCUCAAAAUAUCACGAGCUGGGCGAAGGGGUGAGUAUGGCAGCACCGUACCGGCUCUUCUUUGGCUCAUCCUUCCCUUUGGAGGAGGCUCAUCUCGAGAGACCUUAUUGCUCUCUACAACUACUUGAAAGGAGGUGGUCAGAGAGAGGAGGGAGCUGGGCUCUUCCCCAAGGUGACAGGGGACAGGACAAGGGGGAAUGGCCUCAAGCUGCGCCAGGGGAGGGUCAGGCUGGACAUCAGGAAGAGAUGUUUCACAGAAAGGGUCAUUGGGCACUGUCAGAGGCUGCCCAGGGAGGGGGUGGAGUCCCCAUCCCUGGAGGGAUUUAAAAGAUGGGUAGAUGAGGUGCUCAGAGACAUGGUUCAGUGGUUGCUAGGAAUGGUUGGACCCGGUGAUCCGAGAGGUCUUUUCCAACCUGGUGAUUCUAUGAUUCUAUGAAGCAGGAGAAUCUAAAAUAUCCCCAGCCUGUGCGAGCAGAAAGGUCACCCUCCAUGGUUUCAGUGGUCUCCGAAUCAUAAAUGAUUUAACCAAGGUCGCACGCUGACUUUGGGGACGAGCCAGGCAUGAAAAACCAUCUCUGCUGCCCUGUCUUUUGCAGAAGAAACAGCUCAAGAGUCUCAGACAUUGGGGUUUGAGUCUCUUGAAAGCAGAGGGUUAACUCCAGAGCAGGUGAAGCUGCAGAUCCUGAGAGAUCCCAUCCUCUCCUUUUCCUCCACCAGGCUCCCAAAUCAGCUCAUCCAAACACCGGAGCUGGUCGCUUGGUGUGGAAAACCCUUGGUGGACCCCCAAAAACCCUCAUCCCUAUUCAAGCAGUGAGGGUUGGGUAUGAGAGCUACCAUGGAGCUGAUACCAUGCAAUUUUUAGCAGUGGUGUUAUGCAACUUGGGAGCAGGGAUGACUAAUGUGCAAAAAGCUCCUCUAAAACAACCGUGCCCUGAAUGGGAGACAGAGGGAUUUCAGUGGGAGGCACCAAACUGUCGAAAAACUCAUUGCAUCUUCUCCCUUUUCCUCCCCUCCUUCUUCUGAACAAGUGAUUUGGGGGAUGCAGGAAGGGGAAAAUAGCGUGGUGUUAUGUUUAAGUGAGGUCUGGGUUGGUUUUGGGGUGAGUUAGCAGGGGCUUAUCCCCUGGAUGAGAUUAUAAGAGGAGCUGUAGUGGAUCAGAAGAGCAAACUAUUAAAUAUCCCUGUAACCCAGGGGUUUUAUCUCAAACAGUGGCCAAAAUUGGCUGCCUAGAGAAUAGGAUAAGAAUAGAGCAAGUAUAUACGAUACUUCCCCCGAAUAUCCUCCCAGCCGUUUAUCUAUGUUUAGGGAUCUGCACGUUCCAGCUCAGGCGGAAAGCAGCGGGAAAAAGCAAGGUUGUUUGAUUUAUUCUUGACGAACCGAAUAAAUCAAUAGGAGUCUGGCUGCCUCUGCCCAGGUUCUAAAAUGGCAUUUAAAAAUAAAUCAACUGGUGUGCAGUGACUGUCAGGGCAGGGAGCUCACUGCUGGGAUCCCAGCCUGGAAAGGAGAGUUUCCCAUGGGAUGGGAUGAAUGUGUCAGGUCUGAGAUGCUGGCUUGUUCCCAGCAGGAUGCUGUGGUGGAGCAGGAAUCUAUAGAUAAAACCCUAUGUAUACUCUAUAUAUGUUCCCCUUGCCCUGUACGGUGUGGGACCAAGGGGAGCUUUACGGGGAGCGAUGAAGGGAGAAGGCUUUGAAUCAGAAAAGGGAAGAUUUAAAUUGGACAUGAGGAAGAAAUUCUUCAUGAUGAGGGUGGGGAGGCACUGAAACAGGUUGCCCAGAGCAGUGGUGGCUGCCCCAUCCCUGGAGGGGUUCAAGGCCAGGUUGGAUGGGGCUUGGAGCCCCUGAUCCAUGGGAGGUGUCCCUUAUGGGUUGGAAAGAGAUAGGCUUUAGGGUCCCUUCCAACCUGUGCUCCUUGCCCCAUUUCAGCUGCAGAUACUCGUGAUGCUCAGCAGUGGGGAUGGGAUCAGAGAUGCUGCGUAGCAUCGGGCUGCCUCGAUCUUCCUGGGGGUCCUUGCACCCGUGCGUGUGCCUCGCACUUUGGGACAGGGAUCAAAUCCCUGUAGCCAGAAAGCAGCCAUGCAAAGGGCAAAACCCUCACAGCCACAUCCUUUGGAUGUAAUGGGGGCUGGGGACAGUUUCCCCCUCCAUCAUCUGGCAGCAGCUUCUUCCUUCUCUCUUCCUCCUGGGAGACUCCGAGUCCAGCAUUGUGUGGAGGCUGUGAUGCUGUCCCAGCUUACAUGCAAAGUAUUAAUUGUUGUUGUUGCAACAACUGCUCUGUUCCUCAGGAGAUGCCUGAAAGAGCUGAGAAAAUAGAAAGGCCUGCCAGGCAGCUGGGCAGGAGGUGAAGAUGUCAAGAGAGUAAUUGCUUUACCCAGAAGCAGCCUGUUUCUGGCUUCCCCAGCAUCGCCAGGAAAAAAUCCUCACUGCUUAUUUGAUGAAAAUAAAAUAAAAUAAAGUAGCAACCCCCUCCCUGCCCGUGCUGACGAGGAACAGGGAGAGCAGAGGCAGAUGCAAAAUAAGAUGCAGUUGAGCUUAUAAAUAGGUGCCUCCCAGCUCCCAGUCUGUUACUUCCUUACCUCCGCCCAGGCAAUCCAUCCUUACACUUUUCCCCCAUGGAAAGCUAAAGGGAGGCUCAGAAAGGAUUUGCUGAGGAGCAGGUCAUGCUCUUCUUCUCCUGUGGGACAGGCUUGGGCAGGGAAUAUGUCCUGGUGGAAUAUCUCCGUUUGGAGAGUGAAAGGGGAGUCAGCCUGAUGGGACAACUGUGCCAGCAUGAGGUUCAGGACAAGUCCUGCGGGUUGUGUGGAAGAUACCCAAUGCGAGAGGUGGCUUUGCAGAUGUGCAGCCCCACAAGGGUUGCAUCUCUGGUCCUUGCAGCAUGGGAGAUGCAAAUGGCCAUUGGCUUUGGCUCCACCAUCAUGAAAUCUCCUGGUCCGUGGGAGAUGCAAUUGUUGGCUGGGAGGUGUUUAAUUCCAACAUCAAUGGAGAUAGAAGAAGAUAAAAAAAGCCAAGCAAGGGCACUGGCAGACCAAAGCAGGGUUAAGGUAGGACCUACCCAGACAUUGCACUGGGGAGAUGCCUUAAAGGAGGCUCCAGGAAGGCUGGGGAGGGCCUCUGGAUCAGGGAGUGCAGGGAUGGGGCAACAGUUUUCAGCUGAAAGAGGGAAGAUUGAGAUGAGAUCUUAGGGAGAAAUGUUUCCCUGUGAGGGUGGGAGGCCCUGGCCCAGGUUGCCCAGAGCAGUGGUGGCUGCCCCAUCCCUGGAGGGGUUCCAGGCCAGGUUGGACGGGGUUUGGAGCCCCUGAUCCAGUGGGAGGUGUCCCUGCCUGUGGCUGGGGGUGGAACCAGAUGGGCUUUGAGGUCCCUUCCAACCCAAACCAUUCCAUGAUUCAAUGCUUGUAGGGGAAAAGCGAGACUGCAUGAACAACCCCACACCUGGAAAACUUGGGUCUGGGGGGGCCCUGGCAGCACUGCAGCAAAUCCUGGGGAAUUUGGGGGUUGGAUCAAGGCUGGGCUGUGCUUGACCUCCUGCUUUGCUCAAGGAGGGGGUGGUGGGGCAUCACCCAAGCAGUGGAUCUGCACCCUAAAAAGAGGUGGUGAAAGGAGCCCAUACGCUGCAGAGGGGCUGAGACCCACCGGCAGUGCAGAGCUGAGCCAGUAACAAGACAGGAGGAUGGUUCUCUCAUGGUGGCUUCGGGGGACAGCGACUAAACAACACAAAAAGAAUAACAGUUGUUAUUUAUUUUCAUUCGUGCUAAUUUUUUCUAAGGUCAGGAAGCUGCUUUCCAAGGCAGGGCCCUGGAGGAUACGGGCAGCAGGUCUCCGGCUAGCACACAAAAUGGCUUUGAAUGAGGAGGAGGAGAUGGGAGUUAAAAGCCAAGUCGUGUCCCUGGUAAAUCAAUCGAUCUGACAGGGAAUGUUUCUAGCAGGCCACGAGCCCUGCCCAGAGCUUUCAGCCGCUUGCAGGAGUGAUUGAACCCUGAGUGGUGAUAUUUUUCAGCAGACACUUCAUGCGUGGCCAUCGCUCCUCAAGUUGCUGCUGUGGAGUGAUGCUGAGUCCCUUAAACCAGUCCAUAGUGGCAGCUCUGGAGGUGGGGACCUCUCUGACAAGUCCUGGAAUUUGGGGACUUUAAUCCCAAGGGGUUUUCUGGAAUGUGGAGCUCUAAAAAGCCUUCGCAUCUGGGCACUGGUGGUCCAAGCCAUGCAGUGAUGCUCAAAGGAGGAUGAGCUGGAGAGGGACUUCUUACAAG